AUGGGCUCGACUGGAACGACGAUGGCGACGAGAGCCUUGUUGGCCGGAGUGCUUUUGGCCGGCGCAGCCAGCGCGGGCAGAGCCGACGAGAACACCUAUUGCGCGAUGGACCAGUGGAAGAUCGACCCCGAGACAGACCUCUGCAAUCCGCUCCGCUACAUCCCCCUGCUGUCCGUGAAUGCGCUCUUCACUGCGCUGUACUUUGUCGCAGCGCUUGCUUUCACUUACAACCAAAUCCGGUACAGAAAGUCAAAGUACUUCCUCGUCCUCGUGAUCGGCACGUACUGCGAGGCGAUCGGGCUCGCGCUCCGCAUCUCGUUCCGAAACGACGUCCACUCCCUCGGCGGAUACAUUGCCAUGUACAUGUUUGUCAUUCUCAGCCCCUGCGCGUUCCUCGCUGCCGACUAUAUCCUCCUCGGACGCAUUGUCGAGUACCUCGGCGGAGAGAAGUAUCUCCUCCUUCCGCCUGGCAAGGUUUCGUGGACCUUUGUUAUUUCUGAUAUUGUCACCUUCCUCAUCCAGGCCACUGGCGGCGGCAUGUCGACCUCGGACUCGCUCCACACCGUCGGCAGCAACAUCUUCCUUGCCGGACUUGUGCUCCAGCUCGCGUCCUUCACGCUCUUCACCGUCAUGGUCAUCAUCUUCAUCUACCGCGUGUGGCGCUACGACCGGCACGGGAUCUGGGCCCAGCCCGGUUGGAAGUCGCUCUACGCCGCGCUCGGGUGGACGUGUGUCAUGUUCCUCAUCCGCUCCGUGUUCCGUACCGUCGAGCUGUCCGAGGGAUACACUGGAUACCUGUCCACUCACGAGAUUUACUACAUCACCCUCGACGCGCUCCCGCUCUGGAUCGGCAUCAUCGUCUAUGUCUACUACUGGCCGCCCCGCUUCCUCCACUUUGGCCGCCGCGCCGAGAUGGACCGCGACGAGGAGACGCUCCGCGACCUGUCGCACCCGAACGGCUCCACCUCGCUCGAGGACAAGUACCCCAACGCCUCGUCCAACGUGAGCGACAACUUCUUGACCAACUCAGCCACCUACGGCGACAAGUAA
Molecule: messenger RNA, 1050 nt
Organism: Trichosporon asahii var. asahii CBS 2479
Lineage: Eukaryota; Fungi; Basidiomycota; Tremellomycetes; Trichosporonales; Trichosporonaceae
Product: integral to membrane protein
Exons: 4
Coding region: 1-1050 (349 amino acids)
Cellular component (GO): fungal-type vacuole; plasma membrane
Source: RefSeq, a predicted model, not a curated record